Lepisosteus oculatus (spotted gar) is the source of this 813-nucleotide messenger RNA. Lineage: Eukaryota; Metazoa; Chordata; Actinopteri; Semionotiformes; Lepisosteidae. The record is from RefSeq and is a predicted model, not a curated record.
CCUCUGCCCUCCUCCUCUGCAGGGAUGGGUCCCGGGCAGCUCUACAGCUACCCAGCUCGGCGCUGGAGGAAGAAGAGGAGGGCGCACCCACCUGAAGACCCCCGGCUCGCCUUCCCCCCGCUCAAAUCAGUGUACCCCGAAACCCUCUCUCCGCCUCCGCAGCGGAUCCUGGAGCCCGACGACUUCCUGGACGACCUGGACGACGAAGACUACGAGGAGGACACCCCCAAGCGGCGAGGGAAAGGCAAAGGGAAGGGCCGGGGCGUGGGCAGCGCCCGCAAGAAACUGGACGCCGCCGCCGCCGCCAUGGAGGACCGAGACAAGCCCUACGCCUGCGACAACACUCACAAACAAAAGCAUAUUUCAAAACCUUCUGAACGAGGUAUAUUUCUCUCUCAUCCCUCCUUUCCCCUCCUCCCCCCCCUUGUCGGCUCCUUGCCUGUGCUUCUUCCACCUCGAUUCCUCUGCCGGCCCGCGGGAUCCGAACCGGCAACCUCCCAGCCACAGGCGCAGAUCCUCAGCCACAGAGGCCCCGCUGUGCCCAAAGAGAAGGAGUUUGCCUGGCCCGACCAGCUGCUGUUUUGCGACGACUGUGAUCGAGGCUACCACAUGUACUGUCUCAGCCCCCCCAUGUCAGAGCCCCCCGAAGGGAGCUGGAGUUGUCACCUGUGUCUGGACCUCUUGAAAGACAAAGCCUCCAUAUAUCAGAAUCAGAACGCGCCUCCGUCGUGAUGGGGGGGGGCCCCCGUGACUUCCCUCGCCUACAGAUCCACGCAGGGGGGAGGGAUGGGAGGGGUGGGGGGCCGCGCCCAG